AUGCCGAAGCCUAUGGGAAGGGUCACCCAUCGACCUUGGAGCCCUCCUUCAAUUUCAGAUAUCAAGUGGAAUGUUGACGCUAGCCUGGAUCCAAUUCGUAACCGAAGCGCCAUCGGUGGAGUUUUAAGAAACUUCAUGGGGAUUUUCCGAUGUGUCUUCUCUAGCCCCAUUCCUAUGAUGGAAAUAAAUUCCGCUGAGGUCUACGCCAUCUUCCGAGCUAUCAAAAUAUCAAUGGCUUGUGAGGAAAUCAAAACCCAAAGUAUCAUCAUCGAAUCCGACUCGGCAAAUGCGGUGGCUUGGAGCAAUGCAGGUUGUGGAGGUCCAUGGAAUUUGAACUUCCUACUUAACUUCAUUAGAAACACUGCAAAAUCUCACCGAAACAUUCAUAUAAGCCACAAGGGGCGAAGCUCAAAUAUGGUGGCCGAUGCCCUUGCUAAGCAGGGAUUGAGGAGGGAGAAUGAGUUUUUAGCAUGGAUGUAG
Beta vulgaris subsp. vulgaris (sugar beet) is the source of this 480-nucleotide messenger RNA. RefSeq lists its product as uncharacterized. The transcript has a single exon. Bases 1 to 480 code for a protein of 159 amino acids. Lineage: Eukaryota; Viridiplantae; Streptophyta; Magnoliopsida; Caryophyllales; Amaranthaceae. Gene Ontology annotation, molecular function: nucleic acid binding; RNA-DNA hybrid ribonuclease activity. The record is from RefSeq and is a predicted model, not a curated record.